This is a messenger RNA of Plasmopara halstedii, 951 nucleotides long. RefSeq lists its product as uncharacterized. The transcript has a single exon. The record is from RefSeq and is a predicted model, not a curated record. Lineage: Eukaryota; Oomycota; Peronosporomycetes; Peronosporales; Peronosporaceae. The coding region runs from base 1 to 951 and encodes 316 amino acids.
AUGCAAUCCACAAUCGACGAGACACAACUGGACACGAUGCGUAAUCUUUGGUCAACAUUUCUCAAGAACAAGGCAAUUUUGGAGCAGAAGAAGCCGGUCGAUAUUCCGUUUCCGGACAAGACCGACAGCUUGAACCCUUACAUUCGAUUAGCCUUAUACACCGCUUUGAAGCUUCAGCCAAAAGAGGGAAAAAUUGUAAAAAAUUCGGUCGAUAUGCAGUUUCACUUGAACGAAUUGGUUCGAUACGGGUUUACACGCGAUGAGGUGGAAGUGAUAUUUCGUACAGCUGGCUAUGGAGACUUUAAUGUUCUACCCGUCUUGCGCUCAUACGAUGAUCUCUGGUUUGAUCUGGUUUCGAAGGACAAUGUGAAGCUGUUGUCUCUAUAUCCCGACUCCACGUUUCUUCCCGAACAAUUGAAAUCUUUUAAAGACAUCCGUGCUGCCAACUUUAUUGCAAACGGUCGAAAACCCAAGCGAUUUGAAUUUGAUACUAGUCCAGUUGACACAACAUUUAUUUUACUGUCUUGGAUGCCUCUCCUGAAGCAAUGGAUCCGCACCUACUACUCUCGCCAGCGAGUGCAAAAAAUCCUUGAAGAUGCUGAGAUUGAAAAAAAUGAAGUACAGCGCAUCUUGGGCCUCUAUGGCGAGUUAGUCCGGAAGAUGCAGACAUGGCUUCUUGGUUCGCUUGACGAAGGCAAGGUUGUCAAUAAGUUCGCAGUCGAAAACGAUAAACGAGUUGCUAAUUUGGCGUCUUCGACUCCAGGUGACCCACAUUCCACAGAGAAAUUGACAAAGCUCUUUUCAAAGUGGAUUUCUCACGGUUUUUCUCGUAAAAAGGUUUUAAGAAAUCUUCGUUUUGUUAUUCAAGAUGAAAAACAAGUUUCGAGUGUUAUGAAAAUUUACGACAAUCUCGUUUUAAAAGCUCAUGGGCAACACAUGACCCACCAGUAA